UUGAUAUUUACACCGUGAACCAUCAGUUCAUGACCAUGAACUCACCUGCAGUGGUGACGACGUUACUGGAGUGGCUCAAGGCCCAUGGAGGCGUCGACAGCUUGCUGGACAUUCGGUACCUCGGUAAACUCGAGGGCCAUGGUGUGUUCGCUAAGCAGGCGUUGACUAGCGGCCAAGUAACGCUGCGUGUUCCGUUCAAGCUCACGAUGAACACCGAGUCCGCUGCCAAAUCCGACCUUGCCCCCGUACUGGAAAAGUACCCACAGAUUCCGGACGACGAGGUGCUAGCAUUACAUUUGAUGCACGAGCGCAGCAAAAGCAACGAUUCAUUCUUCGCUCCAUUCAUUGCGUCACUACCCACGACGUUCGACCUUCCGGUCUUCUGGUCGGAUUCCGAGCUGAACGAAUUAAAGGGCACCAAUGUGCUGCUACUGACGCAGUUGAUGAAGAAGCAACUGCAGAGGGACUUUGAGAAUAUCCACCAAGCUGUGGCGGAGGAUUUCCCCGAGAUUUUUGCGUCGCUACCGACUCUGACACUGGACGACUAUACUUGGGCCAUGAGCGUCAUCUGGAGUCGCGCGUUUGGGGUGACGCGAGAAGCGAAAUACAUACGUGUGCUGUGCCCAGCCAUGGAUAUGUUUAACCACGACGUGAGCUUGCGUAACCCAUUGGACGACUUCGUUUCAUUCGAUGAGAAGACGCAGAUGUUGACUCACCAUGUUCCGAAGGAGGUGGUGGCGGGAUUGGCGUUGCAAAUCAGUUACGGCCAAUACUCGAACGCGAAGCUACUGUAUUCCUACGGAUUCGUUGCAAAGGAGAAUCCUCGUCGAGCGGUGGAUUUCUGGAUGAAGAUUCCACCUAACGACCCGUACCUGAAGUUGAAGCAAACUGUCCUGGACUCGAACGAACUCACACGCGACCAGACAUACGAUUUUUGCGGCACCCUCUUCAAAAAUGAUGUCGAUGAGAGAUUGCUUGCUACUCUGCGUGUGGUUCUGAUGAACGAACAGGAAAUUCGUAUGUACAAAAAGGCUUUUGAGAAAUCGAUCCUUAGCGUGCGCAAUGAAUUGGCUGUGUACGAAAACUUACAGACUACUUGUCGCCGCAAGCUCUCGAACUAUCCAACAACCCUUGAAGAGGACGAAGCGACCCUGGCUAAAACUGAAACAGAAGCGAACCCUCGUCUAUCGUUCGCAGUACGUGUACGUGUUGAGGACAAACAAGUGCUCACAGGCGCGAUUGACACACUGGAGAAAUGGAAGCAGGUUCUUGCUUCCAACCCUGAAAAGUAUCCACCAAGCACUACACGAUCGUGAAUCCAGAGAUUUUGUUGCAAAUGACAAUCAUUUUCUUAGUUUUCGUCAUCGUUAGCGUCUAUUUACCGCUAUAAAUUUGUACAAGCUCUGGUGAUCAAUAACGCAAAGCUUUGGUAACAUUGAGAAAAGUCACAUUGGUUCUGGUAUC
Phytophthora nicotianae INRA-310 is the source of this 1464-nucleotide messenger RNA. RefSeq lists its product as hypothetical. The transcript is spliced from 3 exons. Lineage: Eukaryota; Oomycota; Peronosporomycetes; Peronosporales; Peronosporaceae. The record is from RefSeq and is a predicted model, not a curated record. Gene Ontology annotation, biological process: peptidyl-lysine monomethylation. Gene Ontology annotation, molecular function: protein-lysine N-methyltransferase activity. The coding region runs from base 30 to 1316 and encodes 428 amino acids.